AUGACUGAAUAUUCUAAGCCUGCUGCAAAAAUUGCAAAAUUGGAUGUCAAACAAAACCUGAAACCAGUUCACCGGACACGGCCAGUAAAUCCACCUAAGAAGCCGAACGAAUUACCACUGGAAAAUCGCGCUUCUCGACUUAAAGCUGAAUAUUUAGCAAAGAAACGAGCUGAACAAGGUUUUGUGUGGAAAGAAAUUAACUCGAAGAAGCGUGAAAUGCAUCGACAAAUGCGUUACAGGCAUGAAUACUGGUCACCUUAUAGCAAUGAAAUACAAUGGCUUAAUAACACUGAAUUACAGGAUGAAUAUAUGGAAAGACUCAAUGUAUAUAAUCGAAUAACCGACUUCUUUUAUCGCAAACGGAGACAAAUUUUUGAUCAAGCACGGUAUGCGGAAGCGAUGCGAAUCAGAAGAGCGAUUAACGUAGGAACACCUCUUGGGAUGUUCCAAGUGCUCCCACGAGAAUUGCUUUAUAAUUUAUUUGAUCGUAUACCUGUUAAAUUUUUGCUGCCUGUUAGUUUGACGUCGAAUACCUUCAACAGCGAAGUUCGGCGCUAUUUGUUACUAGAAAGUGCGCAUCAAAAAUUUUUGGUUGAAACCGCUACAUGCGUGGAGGGAGGCAUUUUUGAUGUCGACCCGUUUUAUUCAUGGGGUAUGUUGUUGAAGGCGAGCACAAUUGUUAUGAAUUCUCGGAAGCGCCGUUCUUUCUUAGCUUCUUUCUUCUCCAAGAAUGAAGAAAUAACAAAUUGGCCUGGAUGGGGUCGCUGCUUCAUGGCGUUUUGUGAAAAAUGGGAUUUUCACGAAUGUGAAGAGUUAAUGCAUGUGAUUCUACAUUUUACUGAAUUGAAUCAAUUCCUGCAUAAAAUUUUGUCUGAAAAAAUUGGAAAAUAUCCGUCACUGGAAAUGCAGGUUCGAGCACGUCUUCGAGCUUUGUUUUUGAGUCAUGCAGCAAAAGAUGGGAGAGAUUAUGGAUUCUGGAUUUCUGCCAUUUUACGUACACAGAAAACAGUGGAGCUUCAGGGAAAAUUAUUUAUGGUCAUGUUUGGACCAGUAAAGACAACUGAAAAUGAACAGAUUAUUGAUUGGGAAGUUUUAUGUGAUGGUAGUAUUAGUUUGCGACACAGGUAUAUGAAAUUGUUGGGUUCGAUAACACUUGGUUUUCAUCACUUGGCAAAUACUUCAAGCCUUAAGCGCUAUGCAUGGACUGAUUAUCAAAUUUUUACUCUAUUUGAACAAAUAUCAAAGAUUCCUAACACAUGGGCAUUGCACAACAUUGCUAUGUUGCUUAUUCUCCGUCCGAAAUUUAUUCACAAAACUUUAUUAAAGCUAUUGGCACAAGGAAGAACGAGUGAUGCAGCACAUCUUUUUCAUGCUCUUAAGACUGUCUUAUAUGAUUGGGGAAUUUUGGUCAGCGCAGCUAUGUCCGACGUAAUGCUCGAAACAUUUCGAGAUUUAUCGCCGAUCGAUCGUCGAUUGUUCUUGGGUUCAAUACUUAGAACAGAAUCAUAUCAGCUUUGUGAAUUACUUCUCAGCACACCGUUUGAUGCUGAGAGCUUCCAUGAUGAACUCUCUUGCGCACGCUCCAUAUCAGCGCUGAUGGAAUUACUGGCAAGGAAUAUAUGA
Molecule: messenger RNA, 1623 nt
Organism: Acanthocheilonema viteae
Lineage: Eukaryota; Metazoa; Nematoda; Chromadorea; Rhabditida; Onchocercidae
Source: the annotation of a GenBank genome assembly